UUUAAAUUACAGCAACAUUCAGCUAACAACUGUGUAAACAGAAAUCAUGGUCAUUAUGAGUACCCGUAGUACGUUAUACAACAUUGUAACCGGUGCCCAAAUGGCUGGUUUUGUGGGCAAAAAUGUUUCGGUUUAUGGUUUCGUAAGUGGAUCCCGUGUGGGAGAUAGAACGUUUACUUUACGUUCAUCGGACGAUUUGAUGGUUUCUGUCGAGUUAGACAAGCCACUCACUGAAGACAUCGAUGGAUAUGUGGAGGUAAAAGGUGUGUGUCAGCACGGUAAAAAAAUAAAGGCUAAUGAAUUUUUUACCUUCAAUAAUGACAAAUUUAAUUCCAAUCAUCACGUCGAAUUAUGCAAGAUUUUGAACAGUUUACCUAACAUUUAUCGAAGCCAGAAGCCUUGAGGCUUGUUAACAUUUUCAUUUACAUGUUAUUUAACGUAAUUUAGUUUUUGUAUCAUAAAUUAAUAAUAAAAACUACUUUUCAGAAA
Tribolium madens (black flour beetle) is the source of this 489-nucleotide messenger RNA. RefSeq lists its product as uncharacterized. Bases 47 to 403 code for a protein of 118 amino acids. NCBI's taxonomy places the organism in Eukaryota, Metazoa, Arthropoda, Insecta, Coleoptera, Tenebrionidae. Gene Ontology annotation, biological process: double-strand break repair via homologous recombination; base-excision repair; DNA replication. The transcript is spliced from 2 exons. Gene Ontology annotation, cellular component: site of double-strand break; DNA replication factor A complex; nucleus. Gene Ontology annotation, molecular function: damaged DNA binding; single-stranded DNA binding. The record is from RefSeq and is a predicted model, not a curated record.